AUGAAAUAUAGCUCAUUGGAAUCGUCCGAACAUGACGAAUCUAAUGGUAGUAAAAUCGUAUUUCUAGGAUUAAUACCUGUCUCUUAUACACAUCUAGAUGUCAAACAGUUAGAGAUAAAGUUAGUAAAAGUUAAAGGUCAUUCAGGAGUCAAAGGUAAUGAAGAAGCAGAUAGGGUGGCAAAAAAUGACACAAAAAAACCAAUUUGCAUUAAUAUUAAAGAUUCACAACAAAAAGAUUUAAUAUAUAACAUUUAUUGGGAUGUAAAAGUUGCAUAUCCUCGAGUUUCAACACCUAACUUACCAUCUAAACAAUUUGAAUAUAUUCAAGAAACAAAUAAUGAACUAAUCAAUGAAUAUGAAACAAUUAAUCUAGAAGAAAUAGUGCAAACAAUUUCAUUCAAUCUUGUAAUAAAACCUUUUAAUAGUGCGGCAUUACCAUCAAAAUGGAUGGAAAUAGAAGUAUUAUCAUUAGAUGAUAUUCUCGUUGAUGUUCAUCAUUACGUUAAGAAAUUAAUUGGUGAUGAUGAAAUCAUACAUUUGGAUUAUCUGAUUACAUUUAAGCCAGAAAAAAUUGCAGUAUUUGGGACACAAUUAGUAGAUAUGCAAGAUUACAAAAAAUUUUUUUCAGAUUACAAAAAAUUAUCAGAUGGGAAAAAAAACAUGACAAUUAUGGUGUCUUUAAAGAAGAAAAAGAAGAUAGACAAACAAUCAAAAAGAAAGAGAGGUUUAGUGUUAGAUUCUGAAGAAUCUGGAACAGCUCCUUCUCUUGAUGAAUUCUUUGCCAAAUUGGAUGGAUCUGAUAGUACUGGAGAAUUUGCUAGUUUUAAAAAAAUAUUUGAAGAUGAACGUAUUUCUGUGAGUCAAAUUUAUGAUCUUACUGAUACUGAAUUUGACCAAUUAGAAGUGAAGAAAAUUGGGUGGCGCUAAAGUUGCUUGCCGAAAUCUAGGGUUUAGACAAGAUGGCAUUUCACCAAAAAGCGAAAUUCUGCCGAAACUAUAUUAAAGUUAUAUUAAAAAACUGGCGAAACUUUGGAGAAAAGUGAAACUGCCGAAACUUAUUAUAAAUGCCGAAACUGCUGAAACUCUGCCGAAACUAUAAUAAAUCUAUAGUAAAAUUUUGAUGAAACUAAUCGUAAGAUUUUGAAGAGGUUUAGACAAGCAACCUUAGGUGGCGCAAAGCAAUUAGAGCUGCAGUACAACAUUAUAAUAGAUAAAUAAUAAUAAUUAGUAAUAUGUUAUAUUUCAAGUUUAAUUUUCUAAUUUUACAAUAAUGAUAAUAAAAAAUCAAUUUGCAAUUAUCAAUUAUUAAAUUUUUUUUAUUUGAAUUUAUACAUUUCUAUAUA
This is a messenger RNA of Rhizophagus irregularis DAOM 181602=DAOM 197198, 1343 nucleotides long. The record is from RefSeq and is a predicted model, not a curated record. NCBI's taxonomy places the organism in Eukaryota, Fungi, Glomeromycota, Glomeromycetes, Glomerales, Glomeraceae.